This is a messenger RNA of Sorghum bicolor (sorghum), 1860 nucleotides long. Its product is annotated as UDP-glycosyltransferase 88B1. The transcript has a single exon. The record is from RefSeq and is a predicted model, not a curated record. Bases 199 to 1638 code for a protein of 479 amino acids. NCBI's taxonomy places the organism in Eukaryota, Viridiplantae, Streptophyta, Magnoliopsida, Poales, Poaceae. Gene Ontology annotation, molecular function: UDP-glycosyltransferase activity.
CAUCCCUUCCCUAUCCUCACACUGACAUCAUGCAUGACAAUGACAAGUUUGUCAACACUAGAAGACUGCUGCUAGUCCAGACGUGUGCAUAUGUCCCAUACCUGACUGAACAUGCACUCUAGUACCUAGCAGCAGCUUUCCAGAAAGACGCGGCUGGUGUGCAGCUAGCAGUUGAGUACGUCGUCAGCCGGGCGAGCCAUGGAGAAGAAGACGGUGGUGCUGUACCCGGGCGUCGGCGUCGGCCACCUCGCGCCGAUGCUCGAGCUGGCCAAGGCGUUCCUCCGCCACGGCGGGGACCAGGUCGACGUCGCCAUCGCGGUCUUCGAGCCGCCCGUCUACGCCAACGGCUUCGCCGCCACGGUCGCGCGCGCCAAGGCCUCCAACACCUCCGUCGCCUUGCACGUGCUUCCCCCGCCGCCGCCGCCGGCCUCCGACGGCGGCGACGACGCCGAUCCUGAUGUACCCUUGGCCCGGAUGCUCCGCUUCCUCCGCGCCACGAACGCGCCGCUCCGCGACUUCCUCCGCGCGCUGUCGUCGUCGCGCCGCGUCCAGGCGAUCGUGCUCGACAUGUUCUGCGCCGACGCGCUCGACGUCGCGGCCGAGCUCGGCCUGCCCGCCUACUUCUUCUUCCCCUCGGGCACCGCCGGCCUCGCCUGCUUCCUCGGCCUCCCCGCCAUGCGCGCCAGCGUGGGCACCAGCUUCGCGGCGCUCGGGGACUCCGCCGUCCUGUCGUUCCCGGGCGUUCCUCCGUUCACGGUCGCGGACCUGGCGCAGGGGCUGGCGGACGACGGCGAGGCGUGCAAGGGCAUCAUCGGCGUGGCUGCCCGGAUGCCGGAAGCCCGCGGCAUCCUCAUCAACUCCUUCGAGUCGCUGGAGCCGCGCGCGAUGCGGGCGCUCAGGGACGGGCUGUGCGUGCCGGACCGCCCCACGCCGCCGGUCUACUGCGUCGGGCCGGUGGUCUCGCCCGGCGGCGACAAAGACCACGACUGCGACUGCCUCCGCUGGCUGGACGCGCAGCCGGACCGCAGCGUCGUGUUCCUCUGCUUCGGGAGCAUGGGCGCGUUCCCCAAGAAGCAGCUGGAGGAGAUCGCCGUCGGUCUGGAGAGGUCCGGGCAGAGGUUUCUCUGGGUCGUGCGAGGCCCUCCCGGCGCCGCCGCCGACGACGACGACGUCGGCGCGCUCCUCCCGGCCGGGUUCCAGGAGCGCACCGAGGACAGGGGGUUCGUCGUCAAGAACUGGGCGCCGCAGGUGGACGUGCUGCGCCACAGAGCGGCCGGCGCAUUCGUGACGCACUGCGGGUGGAACUCGACGCUGGAGGGCGUCGCGGCGGGGCUGCCGCUGCUGUGCUGGCCGCUGUACGCGGAGCAGAAGAUGAACAAGGUGCGCAUCGUGGAGGAGAUGAAGCUAGGGGUGGAGAUGAGGAGGAGGGACGACGACGACGUGGUGACGGCUGAAGAGGUGGAGGCGAAGGUGAGGUGGGUGAUGGAGGACUCCGACGGCGCGCGGGCGCUCCGGGAGCGCGCGGCGGCGGCGAGGGACAGCGCGGCCGAGGCGCUCGCGGAAGGGGGGCCGUCGUGUGCAGCUUUCCUCGAGUUCCUCGAAGACCUGUUGGCUUCGGAAGGCAUGGUUAAUGUUUGAAUUUAGGAGUAUAAUUACUUUUUAAAAAACUCCUUCAGAGUGCUACAUUGUGUUGAUCAUUUGGAUUUGGAGAUAUGUACUGCAGCUAUAGUUGAGUCUGUUCGCUUGUCUGAAAAAUCAUAGAUAAAAAUAUUAUUCGUUGAUUAUGAGAUGUGAGCCUUAUUGAUGUAUCAUGAUUCAAGAUGGAUGUGACAAAUCAUUUUAGUUUCGUAUUUAGUUUCA